This is a messenger RNA of Suillus clintonianus, 888 nucleotides long. RefSeq lists its product as uncharacterized. The record is from RefSeq and is a predicted model, not a curated record. Bases 1 to 888 code for a protein of 295 amino acids. NCBI's taxonomy places the organism in Eukaryota, Fungi, Basidiomycota, Agaricomycetes, Boletales, Suillaceae. The transcript is spliced from 2 exons.
AUGCCACAACAACGCCUCCAACCAUUAUCGCCACUGUCACCAUCUUUUUCGAGCACCUACUGGAUUCCGUCUAGUGCCGAAUGUCCAAGCGCUGGCGCCUACACGUCGUUUGAGGGUUUUUCCUCUGCGCGGCAGCACAGCACCUCCGAGAGCCUAUCUGCAGAUGGCUUCACAGCAUCCUUUGACACAUUCGCACCUCCGCAAACCCGCACAAGCGGAAAAAUAUGCCCAGGGACAUAUAUCACCUUCAGGUUAGCAACGGAAGAGAUCGCACAACAAUACCCAGAAGACUCCGAGAUCCAUCGCCGAAUCCGCGAGUACAACCCCGGGCGCUACCUCGGGCUUGUCACUGCAUCCCUCGUGCAUUGGAACGAAGAGGAUGGCAGUACUUGUGAAGACGUGAUCGUCCACUUUGUAUCCAGAGAUACGCCACUUCCAUCACUGGCAGUGGUUGAGGACUUCUUCAUCCCCAUUAGCAGCACUGUAACGAAUGACAGAUCUGACCUCCAGACGAAGAUCUUGUUCCCCUGGACCGACUACAAGCAGUGGACGACAUUUGGGGUGCGCCUUCGUGUCUGCCGGACAAACCAAUCCGCACUAGUAUUCGAACUGUGUAACGAAGAUUUCGAGCGCUUCGAGGAUAAGGCGGGAGAAGAUUAUACCCGGUUGGAAUCCGUACAUGCAAAACUGGACGAUGAAGCCAAAGACACGCUAGCGAAGCUUUCGGUGGCGUCCUUCGCAUUACCGGCCGAGAUCUGGCUUGAUAUCAGGAAUCAUCCGAACACAAAGGAACCUCUGAGCUUGCUUGGGGAUGUCGCCUCUCUUGAAAGUAUCCUCGCGGGUAACAUGCCAAGCGAUCACGAAUCCAGUGCCCUUGACGAGGAGUAG